This is a messenger RNA of Sporothrix schenckii 1099-18, 390 nucleotides long. RefSeq lists its product as uncharacterized. Bases 1 to 390 code for a protein of 129 amino acids. The transcript has a single exon. Lineage: Eukaryota; Fungi; Ascomycota; Sordariomycetes; Ophiostomatales; Ophiostomataceae. The record is from RefSeq and is a predicted model, not a curated record.
AUGAACAAACUUGUACGGUCUGAAGAGAGCAGUAUGCAUGUUUGCAACCCCAGCGGCAACGUGGGGAAACUGCAUUCCAUUCGGUGCAUUGCCAACAUAUGCGACACGCUUGCAAAGUGGCCAGGCACGAGCAUCAGUUUUGUCGACGGCGGCCAGCUCGCCGACAACAAUCUCAACAUGUCGGAGAACGACUGGGUUCGUCCCCAGACAAUAGAUCCGUGCAAAAUUCUGCGUAUCGAGCGGAAUGGACCUACCGGUGGAAGACAAAGACGAGCGGUGCGACUGGUGCCGGCGAGUACACAGAGCCCUCCAAGACAUGGGCUACAAAGAGGCGGCAGAAGUAUGGAUGGUGUGGUGGGACUUGCCUUGAUCUUGACCGCGGCCUCCUGA